AGUCAAAGCGCUGCUCUCUACCAGAUAGCGCGACAUUGUAAAAUCGAAAUAAAAAAACAAAGUAGGGGAACAUGCGCUUCGAUUUUUGUAUUUCUUACCUUCCUUGACCUAUCUAGAUCAGCUGUAGCUACUAAUUUGCCGGAGAAUUCGGUAUCAGCAGCGACUCGUGUAUUGAAUAUAAUCAAUAGGUUUAUCGUAAAGUGAUUUCUGGUAGAGUUGACCUAUAUAAUUUUAUAUAAAAAAUACAACAUGAACAGCCCCCAUCUGCAUAAAGGGUCUAGACAACCAGCAGCAUCGAGAGGUAAACUUCGACUGUACAGCAACCGAUUUUGUCCUUACUCCCAAAGGGUAAUAUUAGUUUUGGAUGCUAAGAAAAUUGCCUACGAUGUUGUCAAUAUAAAUUUGUAUAGUAAACCCGAAUGGUACUAUGAUAAAAGUCCUUUUGGAAAAGUACCAGCUCUAGAAUUAGAAAAUGGCGACGUACUCUACGAAAGUUUAAUUAUAGUUGAUUAUUUAGAUGAAAAAUAUAGGGCACAUCAUCUGCAUAGUCAAGAUCCUUUGCAAAAAGCCAAAGACAGGUUACUCAUUGAACAGUUCAAUCGGGUAAGUGUUGUCAAUGCAAUGUAUAAAAUUCUUUCCAGUAUAGGAAGAGUCAAUCUGGACGAGGAUGAGGCCGUAGCUAACGGAUUAGCUAGUUUUGAAAGAGAAUUAGCUAACAGAGGUACCCAUUUCUAUGGCGGUAAUAAGCCAGGCAUGUUGGAUCUCAUGAUUUGGCCUUGGUGUGAAAGGUCAGAAAUAUUGAAACUGUUUGGUAACGCAAACUUGUUGAAGAAGGACAAAUAUAAAAGGCUGUUGGAGUGGAGCAGACGUAUGGCUGAAGAACCUAGUGUCAAAAGAAGUAUGAUGGACUCUGAUACUCAUAUCAAAUACCUCCAGUCCUAUCGCGCAGGAAGGCCUGAUUAUGACAUGAUUCUCAAUUCUACAGAUUAAAUAUAAUGUUUAAUACAGGACAGUGCAAAUACAUACAUAUUUGGCAUGUUAAUUAUGCAGUACCAUAUGCGUAUAUCACUUGUAUAGUGCCUUUGCAUUUAUAUUGUUUGUUUGUGUUCACAUCUACAAUAACAGCACAAAAUGUUUUAUAACUGGGAAAGUUUUGAAUUUGCCGCUGAAAUGGCGUUACGAUAUUUUUAAAUGUAACAUUAACAUGUUAAAGACUUUCACAAUUAUAAACGUAUUUUAUAUUACAUUGUAUAUUUGUUUCUAACAAUAAAUAAAUAUAUUUUUUUAAUUAAACAUAUAUUUUAACAAUGCUAAAAAUAUAUGUUUUGAUAAGUUUUACGUUUAUUAUAUGUAUAUUUAUUUUAAGUCAGUUAAUAAAUAUUAUUAAAAA
Molecule: messenger RNA, 1390 nt
Organism: Sitophilus oryzae (rice weevil)
Lineage: Eukaryota; Metazoa; Arthropoda; Insecta; Coleoptera; Curculionidae
Product: pyrimidodiazepine synthase-like
Exons: 5
Coding region: 250-990 (246 amino acids)
Biological process (GO): glutathione metabolic process
Cellular component (GO): cytoplasm
Molecular function (GO): glutathione transferase activity; glutathione dehydrogenase (ascorbate) activity
Source: RefSeq, a predicted model, not a curated record